Messenger RNA from Carcharodon carcharias (great white shark), 4130 nucleotides. RefSeq names its product zinc finger protein 271-like. Gene Ontology annotation, molecular function: DNA-binding transcription factor activity, RNA polymerase II-specific; RNA polymerase II cis-regulatory region sequence-specific DNA binding. The transcript has 3 exons. Lineage: Eukaryota; Metazoa; Chordata; Chondrichthyes; Lamniformes; Lamnidae. Gene Ontology annotation, biological process: regulation of transcription by RNA polymerase II. The coding region runs from base 644 to 1663 and encodes 339 amino acids. The record is from RefSeq and is a predicted model, not a curated record. Gene Ontology annotation, cellular component: nucleus.
CUGAAAACCAAGUGAGGAGAUGGUGCCUGAGAAGAUGAGGGGUUGGGCGGAGGAAAGAAAGUAGCCACGUUGUCUGCUCCUGGUCACUAUCCAGUGUCCCUGCUGGAAACAGAGGGUGUGUGACAAUCAAGUGAGGAAAAGAAAAGACUUGCAUCUGAUUCCCCCACACAGAAGGAUUGCACCGUACUACACCAGAGAAUACAGAGAGAAUAGACACCACAGAUAGAUUUUGACCAUCACCAAAGGAACAACUGCACAACUGUGGAAGACAAUCCCUUCGCAGCAUUGCUCAACACAGAAGGUUGGGCAGUGAACCAUCAUCUGGAAAUCGGUCAGGUCAAGAGAGCUUUGACAUAUCAUCAGAUCUGAAACUGGUCAGUGGUGUGGAGCCUUCCAUCAGAACCAACCUUUCCAAAGGUUUGGCUGUGGGCGAUCGGUCAGGGUGAGGCUGGAAAGAAGUGUGAGUGGCUCUAAGUGUGGUGAGAGCUUCAAUCUUUCAUCGAGCCUCAUGAACCACUGACUCAUUUGCACAGGUGUGAGGUUGUUGAAUUGUGAGGUGUGUGAGGAGGCCUCCACAGGCUCGUAAGGUCCCCUAACACAGAAGGUGCAUCUGUUGUCCCAUCAGUAACUCAAGGGCUGCUACAUGGAAGAGAAACCAUUCAAAUGUGAGGUGUGUUAUCAAGUCUUCGCACAUCCAUCGAAACUAGAAAAUCACCAACGGAGCCACACUGGGGAGAAGCCAUUCGAAUGUGAGCUGUGUAACAAGGGCUUUGCACAUUUAUCAGGCCUGGUGAAUCACCGACGCAUUCACACCGGGGAGAAACCAUACACAUGUGAGGUGUGCGACAAAUCAUUCUCAACAUCAUCGGACCUCCGCAAACACCAACGCAUUCACACAGGUGAGAAACCAUUCACGUGUGAAGUGUGUGAAAAAUCAUUCUCAUCAUCAUCAGGUCUCCGCAAACACCAGCGCUUUCACACAGGUGAGAAACCAUUCACGUGUGAGGUGUGUGACAAAUCAUUCUCAACAUCAUCGGAUCUUCACAAACACGAACGCAUUCACACAGGCAAGAAACCAUUCACAUGUGAGGUGUGUGAAAAAUCAUUCUCAUUGUCAGGGAACCUCCGCCAACACUGGCGCAUUCACACAGGGGAGAAACCAUUCAAGUGUGAGGUGUGUGACAAAUCAUUCUCACAGUCAGGGAACCUCCGCACACACGAACGCACUCAUACAGGAGAGAAACCAUUCAGGUGUGAGGUGUGUGACCAAUCUUUCUCAUGGUCAUCGGAUCUCCGGAUGCAUCAGACAGUUCACACAGGGGAAAAACCAUUCACAUGUGAGGUGUGCAACAAACUAUUCUUGACGUCCUCUAGUCUCCUGCUCCAUCAGAGGAGCCACACAGGGGAGAAACCCUUCAGGUGCAAGAUGUGUGACAAAUCAUUCUCGCAGGCAGGGAACCUUCGCACACACGAACGCACCCACACAGGGAAGAAACCAUUCAGAUGUAAGGUGUGCGACAAAUCAUUCUCACAGUCAGGGAACCUCCACAUACAUGAACACACCCAUACAGGGGAGAAGCCAUUCAUUUGCGAGUUGUGUGACAAAUCAUUCUCAGUGUCAUCAAGGCUCCUGCUCCAUCAGAGGAGCCACAGCGUGGAGUAACCCUUCAAGUGUGAGGUUUGCGAUAAAGAUUUUGUGACAUCUUUGACCCUCCUGGGACACCAGAGGAUUCAUCUAGGAGAAACAAUUCAGGUGAGGUAUUCGUGACAAGGCUUUCAUCCACUCCUCCCAUCUCCUGAAGAACCAGUGGAUCCACACUGGUGAGGAACCAUUUAGGUGUGAGGUGUGUGACAAGGCUUUCACACAGUCAGUGUGUCUCCUGGUCCAUCAACGCACUCACACAUGGAAGGAACCCUAUUGGUGUGAAUUCUGUAAUAAAGCCUUAAUACAGUUGUCAGACCUCCUGGAACAUCAGUGAACCCACACGGGGAGUACCUAAACCAAGUUCUUGACCAAUUUGUUGUUACAGUGUGACUCUUUUCACAAGCUCACUGCAAAGGAUGUUCAGUGAUAUUGGGGCGCAGAACAAGAAGCAGCUUCAAACAACUAGUGACAACAACACCAGUGUUGAGGUACAAUGAUGUCAAUGAUGAAGUCACCCUGCAAUGAGAUGGCAGUGAAACAGGACUUGGAGCAACCCUCAUGCAACAAGGACAACCAGUUGUGUUUGUAUCCAGAACGUUAACACAAACUGAACAACGCUAUACACAGAUUGAGAAAGAGAGCCUGGCUAUUGUCUUUGCUUGUGAGCAUUUCAACCAGUACCUGUUUGGGAGAGAGAAAGUGAUAGUAGAGUCUGACCACAAUCCACUUCAAAGCAUCAAACUGCUUCUCUCUGCUCCAAAGCGUUUACAAAGGAUGUUACCUCAUUUGCAGAGAUAUGUGUAAGUGAAGUACUAGCAAGGGAAGCAGAUGGACAUCAUCAACAUGAUGUCGAGAACUGCACCUUCCUUGAGGAAUGUUAAUGAUGCUAGUACAGAGUGUGAAAUCUCAACCAGAAGCAACAGAACAACAUGCUUUGGAAGUCUUCAACCUAGCAGAGACACUGAAUCUGACAGACUUGCUCAGAUCAAGCUACCUACACAAUGAGAUACAGCUCUUCAAAUGUUACAGGAAAUUGUGAUGAAAGGAUGGCCUGAAACCAUCAGACACACACCUGUUGCUGUAGGAGAGUAUUGGACAGACAGAGAUGAAGUGAUCUCCCAAGAUGGCAUCUUUACAAAGGGACUCAGGUCAUUAUCCCUAAAGAGAUGAGAAAAGAGAUGCUGAAGCUCAUCAACACAAACCAUCAAGGAAUCGAGUCCAGUCUGAAGAAGAAAAGAGAAGUUCUCUACUGGCCAAACAUGAGCAAUGAAGUUAAGGACCACAUCAGCCAGUGCAGUGUUUAUAAUGAACAUCAAGCUAAGCAAGAUAAAGAGCUGCUCAUGACUCAUGACUUCCAGACAGACCAUGGAUGAAGCUUGGAGUAGACCUCUUCACUCUCACUGGAAUUGAUUAUCCUGUCACAGUCGACUGCUAUUCAGACUACUGGGAGUUAGACCAGCUGACGUCAACAACUACCAGUGAGAUUGUAGAAUGCCUGAAAGGACAUUUCAGUCAUCAUGGCAUUCCUGACAUUGUCAUGAGUGACAAUGACCCUCAAUUCAUGAGUGAAGAUUUCAGACACUUGAUGAAUGAUUGGGAAAUUCAACACUACACAUCAUCUCCACACUAUCCCCAGUCAAAUAGAAAGGCUGAGGCAAUGGUGAAAAUUGCCAAAGGGAUCAUCAAAAAAUCGACUAAAUCCAGCACAGAUGUGUACAAGGCAAUCUUAGAGUGGAGAAACACACCUACUGAAGGCAUGGAAAGUUGUCCAGUCCAGUGACUAAUGUCACGCUGCACCCAGAUUACUCUUCCAACAGCUAAAAAAACUACUGAGGCUAGAAGUAGUAACAGGGAGUGUGUGACAAGAUCAAAGUGAAACAACAGAAAGACAAAUUUCACUUUGAUAAAGCUGCCACAUCGUUGCCAGAGCUGAGAGUUGGAGAGCCGCAGAGUUAAAACAUUCAACACACUCAACAGAAGUCAGCUCACUUGGCAACUUGGGUCCUGUGUAGAGAAGUUAUCACCUCGAUCAUACAUCUAUGUGCAACCGGAGAAGCUGCUCCUUCACAGCAGACAACUGACGAGGCAGAUCCGAUUUCACCAACUGAGCAAGAAACUGAAUGACCAUCAGUCCCAGAGGUCAACUGUUCCCCAACAAAUGCAGCGGAUCAGCAGCAACAAUUACCACAGCAACAACACUCACCACGGCAACAACAUCCCCCAGAGAGACAACAUUGCCUCAGGAACCAGCAGACACUGGAUGAACAGCCAACAACAACUCUCUCACUUACCAUAAGAAGAGUUGAACAUUUUAAAGAUUGUGUGUGUGCAAUGUGUGUUCAGAGAGAUACAAAAUUGGAACGAUCCUUAGACAGCAUCUUCCAAACCCAUGACCACUACCAUCUAGAAGGACAAGGGCAGCAGAUACAUGGGAACAUCACCACCUGGAAGUUCCCCACCAAGCCACUCACCAUCCUGACUUGGA